AUGCAGCUGUCUCGUCUCCUCCUCACCGUCACAGGCGUUGUCAGCGCUAUCGCGCACCGUGAUCACCCGCUUAUGCGUCGGGCCGACGACAACGCCCCCGAUACCGCCGCCAACAAGACCACGGUAGAGCCCAAACGGUUCAUCGUCGAGUUUGACAAGGGUACCAAUGCCGCGGCUGUGGCCGCCGACAUCGUCAACCAGCGUGGCGCCAAGAUCCUCCGCGUCUUCAGGAGUGACAUCUUCACGGGCGCCGUGGUGGAGACGGGCGUCGAGAACAUCGACUCACUACAGGCCCUCGCGCCGGUGAAGGAAGCAUGGCAGUCACGCAAACUAAAGCUCGCGCCCAGCGCUCCGUUGGCGUCAUUUAGCAAAAAUGCGACUGCGAUUGACUAUGAUAUCCACCACAUGACUGGUGUAGAUAAGCUGCAUGAGGCCGGCGUGCUGGGCAAGGGUGCAAAGGUUGCCGUUGUUGACUCUGGGAUCUGGUAUACUCACGAAGCACUUGGUGGCGGCUUUGGAGAGGGAUUCAAGGUUGCUGGUGGUUACGACUUUGUCGGUGACGGAUCAUGGCCAAAUGAAGGCGAAGUGAAGAGCCCCGACGCCGAUCCUCUGGACCAGCAAGGUCACGGAACGCAUGUUGCCGGUAUCAUCGCUGGCAACAGCAGCGUUUUCACUGGCGUUGCUCCGGAAGCGACUCUUUACGCAUACAAGGUAUUCAGCUCCGUCGACGGCACCGAUGAGGAUACUCUGAUCGAGGCCUUCCUCGCAGCCUAUGACGCAGGUGUCGACAUCAUCACCUCCUCCAUUGGCGGGGUAAACGGCUUCGCAGACAACGCCUGGGCCGUCGUCGCCUCCCGACUUGUCGACCAGGGCGUUGUCGUCACAAUCUCUUCCGGGAAUGAUGGCCAAGGCGGCGCCUUUGCCGCCAGCAGCGGCUCAUCAGGAGAGCACGUCGUCGCCGUGGCAUCCAUUGAGGCCGAUGUUCUCGCGUCCUCGUCUUUCAGGGGCGUGUUCAACCUCGACGGCCAGUCAAAUGAGACACGCGUGGCGUACAGGGCCAUGGAAGACUGGUUCCCCUCGGAGGUCAAAGACUGGCCCAUCUUCCCUCUCGGCCUCAAUACCAGCGCCGCUGACGAGGCAUGUAACCCGUUGCCGGCAGGCACGCCCGAUUUCACUGGCGUCGUCGCUCUCGUACGCCGUGGCGGGUGCAACUUUGACCAGAAGCAGCGCAACCUCGCCGCUUUCAACGCCUCCCACAUUCUCUUUUAUAGUAAUGAGAUGCCGCUUGUGAGACCAACCACCCAGGAUACGAGCAGCCUCAUCGCCAUGGUUGACGCGCGCGUCGGCAUAGCCAUCAUCGACACCAUCAAGGCCGGUGGCAAUGUCACCGCAGACUUUACCGAGCGGCCCAUCUACCACAUCGUCGGCAUCAAGAACGAGGAGAACGGCGGGGUUGCCAGCCAGUUUACGUCCAUCGGAGCGACGAAUGACCUGUUCAUCAAGCCCGACAUUGCAGCGCCUGGCGGACAGAUUCUCAGCUCGUACGUUGGUGGUGGCUACGCCAUCCUCAGCGGGACUUCGAUGUCGUGCCCGUACGUGGCCGGUAUUGCGGCCUUGUACGUCAGCAAGUUUGGUGGUCGCAGCGUCCAUGGGCCAGAGUGGGCAAAGCGUCUUGUUAUGCGCCUGAUUGCGUCCGGAGACGCCAUCACGUGGGACGAUGGUCAGCUGGAGAACAAUCAGUAUGACUUCCUCGCGCCCGUUGCGCAAGUCGGUGCUGGUCUCAUCAACGCCAGCAAGGUCCUUGAGUACGAGACGAGUCUGUCGUUUGCCAAAUUUGCUCUCAACGAUACCCACCACUUCAGCCGAUACCACACGGUCGACAUCACCAAUACCGGUUCCCAGCCCGUGACGUACGCCUUUGCGCAACAGGAGUCGGGCGGCAUGAACACCGUCAACUUGGACCCCAAUGAAUGGGGAACGCCCAAGAUCGCAUGGUUUGAGGAGACCAUGGUCGCGCCGCAGAAGAUGACCCCUCGAAUCUCUUUCCCUGGCGGGUCAUUCACCGUCCAGCCGGGCGAGACAAGAACAGCUCAAUUCAACUUCAAAUACCCCGAGAACCAAGACCUCGACCCGGCCAAACUGCCGUUAUACAGUGGCAAGGUCUUGAUCAAGGGCAGCAACGGCGAGACGCUCGGCGUGCCGUAUCUUGGUCUUGCCGCCGACCUGCACAAGGACGUCGGUAUCAUGUUCCAGUACCCGAUCGGCUUCCCGCGGAUCACGUCUACUCGCCGGAAUAUCCCCAUCGCAGACAAGUCCAACUUCACCUUCAAUCUAGAUCCCGCGGUCCAAGACUUCCCCAACCUGUACGCACGAAUUCAGUACGCAACGCGCGAGCUGCGGUGGGAUAUUUUCGAGGCAUCUUGGGUCGAGAGAGACUGGAAGUAUCCCCCGGUCGUCGGUCAGGCGGGCUUCGUGGGCGCAGCAACGAGUUGGGCCAAGGCUUCGGGCAAGGUCUUUAUCGAUCCCAGCGUCGACGACCGCAACGACAUCGUCACCCUGCCCAUGCGUGACGUGCCCAGAGACAUCGUGGGAGUGUAUGGCGUUGAGCUGUGGUGGCUGGGCCGUCUGGCGAAUGGUACCCAAAUUGCCCCCGGCAAGUACAAGAUGCGCUUUGCGGCGCUGGUUCCCUUUGGCAACCCCGAGGCGUCGGAUAACUGGGACAUCUUUGAGACUCCCGCCUUUGAGGUGCUGCCGCUUGAAGUCUAG
Molecule: messenger RNA, 2766 nt
Organism: Colletotrichum spaethianum
Lineage: Eukaryota; Fungi; Ascomycota; Sordariomycetes; Glomerellales; Glomerellaceae
Product: minor extracellular protease vpr
Exons: 6
Coding region: 1-2766 (921 amino acids)
Biological process (GO): proteolysis
Cellular component (GO): cell wall; membrane; cytosol
Molecular function (GO): tripeptidyl-peptidase activity; serine-type endopeptidase activity
Source: RefSeq, a predicted model, not a curated record